AUGGCGAUUAAUGUUCUAGGUUUGGUGGUACUACUUGUGUUUUACCUUAUCAUUAUUAUUGUGGGGAUUCUGGCCGGGAAAUUAAAGAAGAAACCAGAUGGGGUGUCCAGAAUGGAGGAGGCAGUCGUGGCGGGGAGGGACAUUAAUGUUAUCGUCGGAAUAUUUACUAUGACAGCAACAAUAGUGGGAGGAGGAUUCAUAAACGGGACAGCCGAAUCUAUUGCAUUCUCCGGUAUGGUGUGGACAUUGGCGCCAUUUGGAAUUUUUAUUGGAUUAAUCACUGGAACAAGUCUCAGUGUAAUUGUGGACCUACCUCUAAGUAUCGCCAUAUUGAGUUCUUCUGCUGCUACCGUCUGUUACACCAUGUUUGGUCAAAUGGUCUCUGUCGCGUACACGGACAUUGUUCAACUCAUCUUCAUUAUAACUGUAUUAUAUGCUUUAAGUCUACCUUUUAUCCUGACCAACGACAAAGUAGGGAGCAUUUCUGAUACUGCAGAUAUAUGGAUUGGACAGUUUGAUGUCGGAAUGACAAGUCCUUGGAUUGACCUUUUCAUUGCAAUGAUUUUUGGGACAAUUCCUUGGCAGUCCUAUUUUCAGAAAGUGCUGUCAGUCAGAAGCGGUAGACACGCCCACAUUCUCUCUAUAGCCGGGGCCUUUAGUGCCAUUAUCUUAGCUGUUCCUUCUGUUCUUAUAGGGGCUGUGGCAACCAGUGCGGACUGGACCAAUACGACGUUAAAAUUUUCUCCCAUGGCUCUGAAUCAGUCCAGCAUGACUCUACCGUAUGUUCUGCAUGAGUUCACCCCUAGCUGGGUGGCUGUCUUGGCAUUGGGUGCUGUCUCCGCGGCAGUGAUGUCGUCAAUGGAUAGCUCUAUCCUUGGCUCCAGUUCCAUGUUUACCAACAACAUCUACAAGAAGAUUCUCAGAAAAAAGGCUGGUGACACAGAAUCGGUAUGGGUACAAACCAUCUCUAUAUUCUGUGUGGGGGUAAUGGCUACUCUCGUCUCCCUUUUUGUACCCAUUGUGUACGGAUUAUUCGUUUUGGCGGCAGACAUUGUUUUUGUAAUUGUAUUACCCCAGCUUUUCUGUGCUGUAUUCAUAAAGUGGACCAAUGUUUAUGGAGCCAUUCCAGGUUUCCUCGUAGGAACAAUUCUUAGAAUAGGGGCAGGGGAAGUCCUAUUAGACUGGAGCCCAUUUAUUGAGUAUCCAUUCUACAAUGUCGAAACAGGACAAAUAUUUCCCUUCAGAACUUUUGCAAUGAUUAUAUCAAUAAUCAUUAUUGUGACAAUUUCGUUGUUUGUUAAUCUCCUUCGAAAACACUCCUGUAAAAAGUCACAUCAAGUGUACAUUCUGUCUCUUGAUACGAAAGGAGACAAACAGAGUGAAAUCAUAGAUCGUUCAUCUUCCAGUGACCAGCUGAUGUCUUCUCCAAAAGCAAAAUAAUUGUAAAACAUAUCUAUUCAGGCGAGAAAAGGAUGGCUUAAAAUUAAAAUUACGUUAAAAUUGCUAUUAUCUUUCAUAUUAUAAUUCUACAGGUAUCUUUACCAGUUUUCCAUACAUGCGUAGACCUUUUUUACAUUUUAUUUUCUCUUCAAAGCCAAAUGUACUGCAUGGAAAAAUAUUGAACAAACUUGCUAUAAAGUAUCAUUGGCAGAAUAAAGUAUAUAUAA
This is a messenger RNA of Saccostrea cuccullata (small rock oyster), 1667 nucleotides long. Its product is annotated as high-affinity choline transporter 1-like. The coding region runs from base 1 to 1440 and encodes 479 amino acids. Gene Ontology annotation, biological process: transmembrane transport; acetylcholine biosynthetic process; choline transport. Gene Ontology annotation, cellular component: plasma membrane. Gene Ontology annotation, molecular function: choline:sodium symporter activity. The transcript is spliced from 8 exons. The record is from RefSeq and is a predicted model, not a curated record. Lineage: Eukaryota; Metazoa; Mollusca; Bivalvia; Ostreida; Ostreidae.